This is a messenger RNA of Scylla paramamosain (green mud crab), 699 nucleotides long. RefSeq names its product cuticle protein AMP4-like. Bases 181 to 612 code for a protein of 143 amino acids. The record is from RefSeq and is a predicted model, not a curated record. The transcript has 3 exons. Gene Ontology annotation, cellular component: chitin-based extracellular matrix. Gene Ontology annotation, molecular function: structural constituent of chitin-based larval cuticle. NCBI's taxonomy places the organism in Eukaryota, Metazoa, Arthropoda, Malacostraca, Decapoda, Portunidae.
CUCUCUCUCUCCCUCCCUCUCUGUCUCUCUCUCUCUCUCUCCUCUCCUCUCCUUCACUCCUUCAGCAGUAACCUUGCCCGCUGGGGUAUAUAGGGGAGGAAAGUCCGAGCAGCGUCACUCACAACCAGCCAACCACAGCCACCACCAGUCUCCACCACUACCACCACCACCACCACCACCAUGAAGCUUGCCAUCGUCCUCUGCCUCGCCGCCCUGGUCGCCGCCGAGAAGCUCCCAGCAGCCGCCCCUCCCCCCCCAGUGGCCAUUCUCCUUCAGCAGCAGGUCAACCCCGAUACAUUCGGUGCCCACAGCUCCAACUUCGAGUCAGAGGAUGGCAUCAAGGUCUCCCAGUCUGGCAAUGAGAGCCCAACUGGCGGCUCUAACAUGGCUGGCUCCUUCAGCUUCCCGCUUAACGGAGAGGUGGUCGUCGUUAACUACGUGGCUGAUGAGGGUGGCUUCAAGCCCGAUUCCGUCCUGCUGCCCGUGGCCCCCCAGCCCCUGCACCCCAUGCCCCAGCACGCCAUUGACCAGAUCGAGAAGGCGAGGCUCGAGGAUGAGGCCAAGGCACGCGAGGAAGCCGCCGCCGCCCCUGCCGCCCCCGCCAGGAAGUAGGCACCCUGCAUCACCAGUUUGACUUUAUUUAUUUCACACAAGUCUUUCCCGAUAUUUAUUAAUGUAUUUAAAUAAAGCAUACCAAAA